Messenger RNA from Penicillium egyptiacum, 1488 nucleotides. Lineage: Eukaryota; Fungi; Ascomycota; Eurotiomycetes; Eurotiales; Aspergillaceae. The record is from the annotation of a GenBank genome assembly.
AUGUCUACCAAAGUCGGACCUGCCAACAGCAAGACCGACCAUGCAUUUGACAUCGUGAACUCCCAGAGCACCACAACCGCCCAAAGCAACACAGCAGCCUUUCACGAGAAGACUACUGCCCACACGGACAGUGAGAAAUUUGACACGGAGGCUGCACCAGAGCAAGAGCCCAGCUCACAGGAUGUAUACCGGACAGCAUCUACCGUGGCACCGUCUCAAAGGUCAGCCAGAAGAGACCCCGUUAGUCGAGUGACUACAGAUGCCGAAGGGAACACCUACCCGGAAGGAGGCCUCGAAGCCUGGUUGGUAGUUCUAGGCAGCUUCCUCGGUCUCUUCGGAUCGCUGGGCCUGGUCAACACCAUCGGCACCUUCCAAGCAUAUAUCCAAACCCAUCAACUGAAGGAAUACAGUUCAGGAGCCAACGGUUGGAUAUUUGGAAUGUUCGCAUUUCUAACUUUCUUUUGUGGAGUGCAAGUCGGGCCCAUCUUCGAUGCUCGAGGCCCCCGGCUUCUAGUCUUUGCGGGUUCCGUGUUUCAAAUGGCCAUGGUAAUCCUCCUCGGUUUCUGCACCGAAUAUUGGCACUUUAUGCUGGUCAUCGGUGUACUGGGUGGAGUGGGAGCAUCCCUCAUUUUCACGCCGGCGAUCUCGGCGAUCGGCCACUAUUUUUAUGAGAAACGUGGAGUCGCGACUGGCAUUGCUGCCACUGGUGGCUCUGUCGGAGGCAUUGUUUUUCCUCUCAUCCUACAAGACCUUUUCCCCAAGAUUGGCUGGGCCUGGGCCACUCGGGUUGUCGCAUUGAUCUGCCUAAUUGUGCUAUCAAUUGCAAAUCUCUUGAUUAGGUCUCGACUCCCACAAAAGCCCUUUUCCAAGGAGAACGUGCUUCCAGACUUCCGCAUCUUCCGAGACCCGCGAUUCGUACUUACAACCGCCAGCGUCUUCUUUAUUGAGUGGGGUCUUUUCGUGCCAAUCAGCUACAUUUCAUCCUACGCCCUCGACCAUGGUUUCUCCACCAAGUUCUCGUACCAGAUCAUUGCCAUCUUGAAUGCCGGCUCAUUCUUCGGCCGAUGGCUUCCCGGCUUCUUUGCCGAUUUCCUUGGUCGGUUUAACACUUUGAUCGCGACCGUAGCGCUCUGCGUGCUCUGUAACGCCUGCCUGUGGCUUCCUGCUGGAAAUAGUCUGCCUCUGCUGAUCGUUUAUGCCGCUCUCUUUGGAUUCUCAAGCGGCAGCAAUAUUAGCCUGACGCCAGUCUGUGUCGGGCAACUCUGCAAAACCGAAAACUAUGGCCGGUAUUACGCAACUGCCUAUACCAUAGUGAGCUUCGGCACUCUCACCGGAAUCCCCAUUGCGGGUGAGAUCCUAGCACGCUGCAAUGGGUCCUACUGGGGCCUUAUUACUUUUACUGUCUGCUGCUAUGCGGCUGGUCUUGCAUGCUGUACCGCCGUAAAGGUCAUCCAAGUUGGCUGGCGUCACCCUCUUGCGAUCUAUUAA